Molecule: messenger RNA, 816 nt
Organism: Aspergillus chevalieri
Lineage: Eukaryota; Fungi; Ascomycota; Eurotiomycetes; Eurotiales; Aspergillaceae
Product: aminotransferase class IV
Exons: 1
Coding region: 1-816 (271 amino acids)
Molecular function (GO): catalytic activity
Source: RefSeq, a predicted model, not a curated record
AUGGCUUCAAAUAGCCCGCAAUCCUUCCAGGUUAUUUCCUCCCUUCGCUAUGAUCCGUCACUUCCAGAUGCGGUGGCCCAGCACGCCGCACAGUCCUAUCCGGAGCCCCGCCCAACACCUUACUACCUCCUCCCAUACCACCUAGAUCGUCUGAUCAACGCAGCACAACACUUCAACUGGCAUCAUGCUCUCCAAUUCCUCGAACAAGAUCUCGAGAGCUUCACUUCCGCCCUCGACAGCUUCAUUCCUGACCGCACAAAACCCUGGCGCCUUCGCAUCGUAAUCGCGAACAAACCAGACGCGGGGUUGACAGUCGAUAUAAACCCAGCAGCCCCAAUUGACCCCCUCCAGCUCCUCCUUCCCUUUGCGACCGAUGCAACACAACAAUCGACCCCAUGGCGCGUCUAUGUGGACAGCCAACCCACUGUCCCAUCUGCAUUUACCACCCAUAAAACCACAGCGCGGGAAUACUACACAGCCGCGCGGCAUCGCGCAGGGAUCAUGUCGCCUCAGGAACAGGCGGAGGUACUAGUGGUCAACCCCGCGGGCAAGGUUAUGGAGGGGAGCAUUACAACCCCAUAUUUCCGACGGCGGGGAGGUUCUGAUAAUCAAGAUAACCCUGAUAACCGUCUGGGAUGGAUCACGCCGCCACUAUCUUGUGGCGGGAAUGCGGGGACGACGAGACGGUAUGCGCUGGCUCAGGGAUUCUGCGCUGAGCAGGUGAUUUCGGCAUCGGAGUUGGUUGAUGGUGAAGAGUGUUGGAUCAGUAAUGGAGUCAGAGGGUUUAUCCGUGGGGUAGUUGUUCUUAGACAAUAG